Messenger RNA from Cotesia glomerata, 2116 nucleotides. RefSeq names its product actin-interacting protein 1 (gene flr). Lineage: Eukaryota; Metazoa; Arthropoda; Insecta; Hymenoptera; Braconidae. The coding region runs from base 268 to 2079 and encodes 603 amino acids. The record is from RefSeq and is a predicted model, not a curated record. Gene Ontology annotation, biological process: actin filament depolymerization; positive regulation of actin filament depolymerization; locomotion. The transcript is spliced from 13 exons. Gene Ontology annotation, molecular function: actin filament binding. Gene Ontology annotation, cellular component: cortical actin cytoskeleton.
AUAUAAAUUUGUGAUUAAGCGUGAAAGGGCGGAUUAUAUUUCUGUAGCCUGUAGUCUUCAACUCAACACUUUUAUAUCUAUACUAUACACAUAUUACUUAAUAAAAAUACACAUUUAUUUUAUAUCUAUAUUUAUCUUUCUAUGCUUACAUACCAAUAUACACAGUACAGAGUCACCAGCAGCCCAUCAAACAUCAAAAGAGUGUGAAUAAUUUUUCAGGGAUUUUUUUACUAGCUGUUUUUUUGCCUUAAAACAAAGCCGGGAAAAAUGUCAUACGAAACGCGGUACAUAUUUUCCACAUUACCACGUACUCAACGAGGAGCACCAUUAGUUCUCGGUGGCGACCCAAAAGGAAAUAAUUUUUUAUAUACCAACGGAAAUAGUGUUAUUAUAAGGAACAUCAAUAACCCAGCGAUAGCUGAUAUUUAUACAGAGCAUUCAUGCGCGGUAAAUGUUGCUAAAUACUCGCCCAGCGGAUUUUACAUCGCGUCUGGAGAUCAAUCUGGUAAAGUAAGAAUUUGGGAUACUGUGAACAAAGAGCAUAUCUUGAAGAAUGAAUUCCAUCCAAUUGGCGGACCAAUUAAAGAUAUUGCAUGGUCACCUGAUAGUCAGAGGAUGGUUGUCGUUGGUGAAGGUCGUGAACGAUUUGGUCAUGUGUUUAUGGCUGAUACCGGAACUUCAGUGGGAGAAAUAUCUGGGCAAAGUAAACCAAUAAACUCAUGUGACUUCAAGCCCAGUAGACCAUUCAGAUUAAUUACCGGCAGUGAAGACAAUACAAUUGCAAUAUUCGAAGGACCUCCAUUUAAAUUCAAGAUGACAAAACAAGAACAUUCAAGAUUUGUUCAAGCAGUUCGUUACUCACCAACCGGUAAUUUAUUUGCGUCAGCUGGCUUCGACGGUAAAGUUUUUAUUUACGAUGGCAAUACUUCUGAUCUUGUUGGCGAAGUUGGUUCACCAGCGCAUCAAGGCGGUGUUUACGGGGUUGCCUGGAAACCGGAUGGCACGCAGAUUUUAACAGCAUCAGGUGAUAAAACUUGUAAAUUAUGGGACGUUGAAACCCGUACUCUUAUCACGGAAUUUCAUAUGGGAUCUACGGUUGAUGAUCAACAAGUUAGUUGUCUUUGGCAAGGCGAUCAUUUAUUAUCAGUGUCGUUGAGUGGUUUUAUUAAUUAUCUCAACGUGAAUGAUCCGUCGAAACCACUGAGAAUAGUUAAGGGUCACAACAAGCCAAUCACUGUUCUAACAUUGAGUCCCGACCGAGAAACAAUUUACACCGGCUCACAUGAUGGAUACAUCACUAAUUGGAACGCAAAAACCGGUGAAAAUGACCGCGUAUCAGGUCAAGGUCAUGGCAAUCAGAUAAACGGGAUGAAAGCCGCCGAAAAUUUGCUCUACACCGCCGGUAUUGAUGAUACAAUCCGCGCUGUUGAUAUUGCGACAAACGCCUACUCAGAAUCGUUGACAAUCAAACUUGAUUCACAACCCCGUGGGCUUGAUAUCUAUAAUAACAUCGUCAUAACCGCAUGCCUCAGGCAGAUCAACUUAACCCAAGACGGACGGAAAAUUUCAAAACUUCCGAUCGACUAUGAAGCUUCUUGUGUGGGUGUAAAUCCAAGCAAUGGUGAUGUAGCUGUUGGAUCAUCAUCAGACAAUAAAGUUUACAUCUACAACCAAUCAGGCACCUCACUGACUUUUAAGACUGAAUUAGAGCAUCUUGGACCUGUUACUGAUGUUGCUUACAGUCCUGAUCAUAAAUAUCUUGUCGCUUGUGAUGCUAAUCGAAAGGUUAUCCUCUACGUUGUUCCUGAGUAUAAGGGUCUUGCCCACAAUCGAGAAUGGGGCUUCCAUAAUGCUCGAGUAAACACAGUUGCCUGGAACACAGACUCAACAUUGGUUGCAAGUGGAAGCUUAGAUACCACUAUUAUUAUUUGGAGCGUGACAAAUCCUGCUAAACAUACUAUUAUUAAAAAUGCGCACCCUCAAAGUCAAAUCACGCGGCUCGUGUGGCUGGACGAAGAAAAUUUUAUUUCUGUUGGUCAAGACUGCAAUACUAAAAUAUGGCGCGUGGAAAAAAUUUAAAUAUUAUAUACAUUUUUUUUUAAUUUUAUAUAUUAUA